This is a messenger RNA of Arachis stenosperma, 1452 nucleotides long. RefSeq names its product GDSL esterase/lipase At5g03610-like. The record is from RefSeq and is a predicted model, not a curated record. NCBI's taxonomy places the organism in Eukaryota, Viridiplantae, Streptophyta, Magnoliopsida, Fabales, Fabaceae. Bases 131 to 1198 code for a protein of 355 amino acids. The transcript is spliced from 4 exons. Gene Ontology annotation, molecular function: hydrolase activity, acting on ester bonds.
CAGCUAGCACCUACUAACUUUCAUCUUUCAAGUAUACAUAGCACGUACCUCCCUCACUUCUUCCUCUGCUCUCGCCUCUGUUACCUCCCUCAAAACAUAUUUGACUUUACUUCAUCACUACCUCCAUACUAUGAUGGACUUAUCACUACACAAGCAACUCUUCCCCCUCCUCUCUCUUCUCUCAAUUCUAUUUCUCUCAGGACAAAGGAUGCAAGCAGAGGCUAAUAAUAGCCUUCAAAAUCCCCAACUCAGUGAACCAACCAAGAAACUCUUCGUUUUUGGAGACUCAUAUGCUGACACCGGCAACAUCAGAAAAAGUCUCUCCAAUUCAUGGAAAGACCCCUACGGCAUCACCUUUCCCGGCAAGCCAGCCGGUCGAUUCUCCGACGGAAGGGUCCUCACCGACUACAUUGCUAAGUACCUGGGAGUGAAAACACCUGUGCCAUACAGAUUUCGGAAGCAAAUGGCGCAGCAGCUGAAGUACGGCAUGAACUUUGCAGUGGGUGGAACUGGCGUAUUUGACACGUCUACUCCAGGGCCUAACAUGACCACACAGAUCCAAUUGUUGGAGCAACUCAUCCACGACGGACUCUACACCGCUUCUGAUCUCACCAACUCCAUCGCUCUUGUCUCUGUUGCUGGUAACGACUAUAGUCACUACCUUGCCACUCAUGCCUCUCCUCAGGGUCUACCAUAUUUCGUGGCGUCAGUGGUGAAUCAAACAACAAGGAAUCUGAUGCGGAUCAAAGCAUUGGGGGUAAAGAAGAUCAUAGUUGGCAGCCUCCAACCCCUUGGAUGCCUCCCUCAGGUCACAGCCUUCUCGUCCUUCCAACAAUGCAACGCCUCUUCCAACACCUUGGUGGCUUUCCACAACAACCUCUUGAACCAAGCAGUUACCAAUUUGAACCAAUCGUGGUCGUCGUCCUUCGCGGUUCUCAACCUCUACGACAGCUUCAUGUCCGUCCUAAACCACCCUACGACGCACAACAUCCAGAACCAGUUGCGGCCGUGCUGCGUUGGCGUAAACAGCAAGUAUUCAUGUGGGAGUGUGGAUGAGAAUAACGUGAAGAUGUAUAGGGUUUGCGACGAUCCCAAAUCAGCCUUCUUUUGGGAUCUGGUGCACCCCACGCAGGCCGGGUGGCAUGCCGUGUAUAACAAGUUAAGAACCAUGAAUGCUCUUCAAGGAAUUCAGUUCUAGAAUUACAUAGAUAGAGGAGAACUGACGGACUGCAUCCAUGCUUGCGUUGUUGCUUAAUUGGUACAUGUAAGCUCAAUUAAAUUAAGUUUAGCUUAGCUUGGCCUGUUCUUUAUGUUACGUCAACACAUGUGCCCUUUCAGUUGUACUUGUUGAUUGUCUCUUCAAGCUAAGUUAGUGUUUUAUGUUAAUUCUGCAAUGUGCAAAUAGAAUGUUCAUCAUUUUAUUGUUCCAAACUAACAAAAUUGAUUUAAAAU